CAUUAUUUUCCAUUUCGUUUCAGAACCACGACUCAGUUAUGUUACCCAGCAACCAAGUCUCAAACUAUUACGAAAUUAAAGGCAUCCAAACGAUUGGCGAAGAGUUGUAUUUGAACGAAAAAAGGGCAGACUUCUAUUUCGAGUUUGAGUCAGCCGAUGGUCCAUGCGACCGAAUUGCGACGCAUAAAAUUUUCUUGGGCACGAUCAGUGAUGUUUUUGACGCCAUGUUCAAAGAAUCAUGGAAAGAGAAAACCUCGGUCCAAAUUGUGGACGCAUCGAUGGCAGAAUUUAAAGAAUUUCUGCAGUUCUUUUACUUGAGCCGAGCACAGUUGACGAAAGAAAAUGUGGCCAAAGUCAUGUAUCUCGCAGACAAGUACAAUGUACAAGAAUGUUUGCGGAUGUGUGAAGAAUUCAUGACACUUUUACUAUCCACCGACAAUGUAUGUUGGGGUUAUGAUCUCGCCAUUCUUUACAAUCAAGCAUUUUUGAAAAAAUAUUGCGUAAUAAUUAUCGCUCUCGACACGAAGGCCGUAUUUUCAUCGGAUAGUUUUCUCGAAUGUAGCAAAGAUGUAGUUAGCAACAUUUUGCAGAUGAAUGCAUUAUCCUGUUCAGAAGCUGAAGUGUUUGAAGCAUGUAUGGGAUGGGUGAAAUCGGCGUGCCAGCAAGAUGAACUGACCAAGGAAAUUGUUAAGAAGUAUUUGGGCGAUGCAUUCGACAAUAUUCAAUUUGCUUCAAUGACGUUACAGGAAUUCACAGUACAAUGGAUUGCAUAUGAGCAAUUAUUCACAUUUGAUGAGUAUAAAACGAUUGUUAAGAAAAUUGCAUCGAAAAGCGCCGACUACGAAGAUGAAAAUCCAAGAAAAAAAUUCAGAAAAUCAUCGAUUGACUCUUGUCAAAAGAAACGCUGUGGUCGAGUAAUAUCACUUAAAUACCACCCAUAUCCAUACCAUAUUAAAAAUAGGGAAACAACCAAAUUCACAGUUAAUGAACCACUUUUAUUAUGUGGAUUCAAAUGUGAUAAAGUAUGGGUAUCUGUUGAUGGAAAGUAUGGUAGUGUGAACGAAAAUCUACCGACCAAAGUGACAAUCUCUGAAAUUUCAAAGCUGUCUAAUGAGGAAAGUAUACUACAUGGUGAAAAUGUAAGCAUCGAGCCAAAUAUAUACCUCGAAGUAACCUUGGUUAAACCAAUACUCAUUCGACCUGGAUUCAUGUAUGCCAUUCAUAUGGAAAUGUCACCGCCUGAAAAUGCAUGUACUGGUGUUCUGUUGAAAUCAGAAGUGAAAUUUGAUUCGGACAUCACUAUUCAAUUUCAUGACGAUCCGACCAUGGAAGAUGACAAAGAUGUUGCAAGAGGUUUAAUUUAUAGUCUCAUUUUUAAUCGCAUUUAAACACAUUGUUAAAAAUCAUUGUAAAUCCCCAGAGAUGAUAAA
Messenger RNA from Contarinia nasturtii (swede midge), 1430 nucleotides. Its product is annotated as BTB/POZ domain-containing protein 3-like. The transcript is spliced from 2 exons. Bases 39 to 1388 code for a protein of 449 amino acids. Lineage: Eukaryota; Metazoa; Arthropoda; Insecta; Diptera; Cecidomyiidae. Gene Ontology annotation, molecular function: protein binding. The record is from RefSeq and is a predicted model, not a curated record.